AAUGGGUUGAUGAUUGUUUGGUAAGAGCUGAUGAUGAUGAUAAUGAUGGACAGGAGGCACACAGCUGCUUUUAUACACCAUCUCUUGCUCCUCUUUCCUCCACUUUCAUCAUCACGAUCAUAUUAUGAUGCGUGUGUCCACUGGUGGCCUAGCUCUUCAAGCCAGUCGUCUCUUCAGAGACAUACUUUAUCGCUUGUAUAUAGCUCAUCAAAAUGUAUGUGAUG
Molecule: messenger RNA, 224 nt
Organism: Geodia barretti
Lineage: Eukaryota; Metazoa; Porifera; Demospongiae; Tetractinellida; Geodiidae
Source: the annotation of a GenBank genome assembly